GAAUAAAAAGAUACACAUGAAAUCUUAAAAACUGCUCAUGGGGAAUUUAGUUUUGGUUUAGAGAGACAGCCUGGACACAGGCCCUUCAGCCUGCCGAGUCCCCACCGACCAGCGAUCCCCGCACAUUAACACAAUCCUUCACUAGGGAUAAUUUUACAUUCAUACCAAGCCAAUUAACCUACAAACCUAGACGUCUUUAGAUCGUGGGAGGAAGUCGAAGUUCUUGGAGAAAACCCACGCAGGUCACGGGGAGAACAUACAAACUCAUUACAGACAGCACCCAUGGCCAGAAUUGAACCUGGGUCUCUGCCGCUGUAAGCGCUGUAAUGCAGCAACUCUACCGCUGCGCAACCGUGCCAAAAUAGUACGUGUUCACAAUAGAAUAGGUUCACAAUAGAAUUUACGUUCAGUGUUUGCUGUGUUGCAGUUAUUUAAAAGUAUUCGCCCCAAAUUUAGCAAUUGGAUAUAGAAUUAUUUUUUUAGUACUAUAAAUUGACAGUUUUAUUACCAAACUUCUGGAACCUAGCUGAAGUUUAGGUAGAGUUUUAAUAAUAUUUAAUAUUGUAGCUUUUUGUAGAUUUUUCUUGAAUCAUAAUUGUUGAACAUGUUACUCAAGCUUUGGAUUGUGAUGUUGCAUCCUCAUCCUCAUCCUGUAAACAAAUAGGUUAAGGAGGAAAUUCCUGUUUCAAAGAAAAUAUCUACACUCGGAUCAGAAAAUCCAGACCAAGACCAAGAAGCAAACCUUGAAUCAUCUUCAGAAAGAGAUGAACAUAAUGAUGCACUGAAGGUCAGAACGGAAGAGAUCUGUGGGGCACAGCCCGAGCUGAACGGAGAAGGUGAACAUUCAAAGCGAUUGUCUGACGGGGCAUUCAAUGCACAAGAGGAGCUGAAGAAUAACAUGAAUAACACAAAUCAGCGGCAGUUGCCUCCAGAAGGGGAGGAACUUCCGAAGAAGAGGGUGGUUAGAAUAGUCAGGAAAGUGAUACGGAAGGUUGUACCAGGAGAAGGAAGAAGCGAAAAGGAAAAAUCCGCAGCGAUGAAGCAGAAGGAGCAAGUGGCAGAGAAAAAGGUGGAAGGUAAAAGCAUCUCAGUAACAAAGGCAGGACCGAGGACUGAUGGAGUCAAGGCAAUGAGGCUGAAGGAUGAGAAGAAUGUUCCUAUUCCUCCCAAAGCAGAAACAGUAAUUCCAACAAAGAAAAUGGAGAAAGACGAUAUCUCGACAGGGUUGACCAGUCUAAUGGCGCGAGGGAAAAGUAAAGAUCGCAAAAUUCGGGUGAAAUCCCCGGAGAAGAAAGAGGAUAUUUCUAAUAGCGUUCCUGCUACAAGGCUCAAUUCACCUUCCCCGGAGACUGGGGGAGUGCUGAGUGAGCCACGAGUGGCAGCGCUGCCUACAAGCGAGGAGACCACAUCUUCCAGCGUGCAACAAAUCCCAGAUCAGCAAAUGGUGCCUUCACUUAUUGCUGAAGAAUUUCCAGCAGAUUACUUUAACCAGGCUUGGAGGAUGCCACAGCAAAUGACUCCCACGGAUGAAGCUCAGAUGAGGCUGGAGAGAAUUUUCAAUACUCCAGUAAAACAAAAUAGUCAUGCAUGGGAUGUGUCUUGCGUUGGUAUAUGCAUGCAUAAAAACAGAAGCCUGCUGUAAUAUUGCACCCACCACACAUUUCAAUAUAAACCAAAGCUGCUGCAAUAGAUUUGUGUAAUCGGUCAGUGAAGUGAUGCUGGCAAAUACAAUUACUCUUCACUUUUCAAGUGUACAACUGUGUUUAAUUAACAAAUCAGUUAUAGUGUCUGAAUGAUUAAAUGAUUGGUCUGAUUAGUGCAAACUUAACUGAAAUAAAUGCAUGCUAAAGCAUUGACUGUUGAUAGAAAACAGAUCACGUGUCCCAUCAACGAUGAUUCCUGUGCUUCCUGGCUGAUUGUGCAGUAGGUUUAACUUUAUUUUAUUUUUUCCACAAUUGCUCACAUAAAUGUCAAAAACAAUGAAGGUGCACAUGAUAUCUACACAAAAAUAUCUUAUUUACCAACCAUCUCAGUUUGGGUAGUCGAAAGGUCAGUAGUCAAAGGAUUCACCUUCUAACAAUGUAUAAACUAUUUUCAUUGAUAUAGUGCUUUUAAUCUCAGAGAGGAGAUUUAGCUAGAGGACUUUAACAGGAUUGGCAACAAACAAAAAUCUGUAAUACACCACAAAUUACUCGGACAGGUGGUGAAAAGGUGUUGCUCAACACGGCGUUUGGGAAAAAAUGCUGUCAU
Messenger RNA from Leucoraja erinaceus (little skate), 2250 nucleotides. RefSeq lists its product as uncharacterized. The record is from RefSeq and is a predicted model, not a curated record. Lineage: Eukaryota; Metazoa; Chordata; Chondrichthyes; Rajiformes; Rajidae. Bases 899 to 1642 code for a protein of 247 amino acids. The transcript has 4 exons.